Molecule: messenger RNA, 784 nt
Organism: Dissoconium aciculare CBS 342.82
Lineage: Eukaryota; Fungi; Ascomycota; Dothideomycetes; Mycosphaerellales; Dissoconiaceae
Exons: 1
Coding region: 36-533 (165 amino acids)
Source: RefSeq, a predicted model, not a curated record
CUCGUGCAUUCACCCGCAAAAGUUAUCUCAGAGUGAUGAGGUCUGAUCACAGGAGUAGGCUCUGUCAUGGUCCUCGAAACAUUCCCCCCAUCGAAACUCUGAUAAGCCGCCCUCCCGCCAGCGUUGGGCACUUCAAUCAUACCCUCUUGAUUGGCUGCGCAGUAUCCCUUGCAGGAACCCCUCCAAACAAGUGGGUCUUGACGAACGAUAAUAUUCCCACUCCGCAAUCUAGCGACCGUGCUUACUAUCGUACCUCCAUGAAAUCAACAGUCGCAUGGCAGUCCGCCUCUCCUCCUGCCCCUCAUUCGAUUCCUCGUCGCACUUCGCCGCCCCUCGUCACUCCUACCUGCGGUGCGCUUGAUCACACUGCUCCCAAACGAGCGGUAGUACAUGAACCAGGCAAUCGAGUGAGAUCCUCGAUAUUGUCCAAGCCUCAUGCCUACAUAAUGGAAUAUCUUAGGUCGCUUAUAGGUCUUGCGAGACGUUUUCGAACAGUCAAGCGCGUGACAGAGUUGGCAUUUGGACAAAUUUAGUUGAGUACAUAUGGCUUCAAAGUGUAAUGACAUGCUGCUUCACAGGGAAAGCCUUCGAUCAACAGCUCCCGACCUCGUACGCAUCCCAAAGGAAGUUUGGGGCGAUGCAUUCGUCGUCCUCUCCAUUGUCAUAAGCUUCUUCAAGUUCGUAUCAAUUCAUACAAUCAUCGAACGAGCCGCAUAAAUACAGAACGUAAUUCCUCAAGUUGUGAAUCUCUAAGCUCCGUGAUUCUCUGGAGUCAAUGCGCAUU